This is a messenger RNA of Cyclopterus lumpus (lumpfish), 3850 nucleotides long. RefSeq names its product eukaryotic translation initiation factor 2-alpha kinase 2 (gene eif2ak2). The record is from RefSeq and is a predicted model, not a curated record. The transcript has 18 exons. Gene Ontology annotation, biological process: protein phosphorylation. Bases 157 to 1980 code for a protein of 607 amino acids. Gene Ontology annotation, molecular function: ATP binding; protein kinase activity. NCBI's taxonomy places the organism in Eukaryota, Metazoa, Chordata, Actinopteri, Perciformes, Cyclopteridae.
UGACGUCUACAGAGAAAACGAAACUUAGUGAGUCUGAAUUAAAACAGCCCGGUCGUCCGUGGAAGUAGAGUUAAAAUGAAAACAAAGACGAUAAUAUAUCGUUAGUGAGUAUUCUGAGAGUUACUCUGUUGAAUUGUGACUGUUGCGUUAUUAAUAAUGGCCGUAGCUAAACUAAACGAGUAUGCGCAGAAAGCGCGUUUAGAUCUGAGAUACGAGGACGUUGGAUGUGACGGCCUCGACCACAUUCGGACAUUUACAGUGAGAGCCGUCCUGGAUGGUAAGACGUAUGAUGGUGUGGGGAAGAACAAGAAGGAAGCCAAACUGAAAGCAGCUGAAAAUGCCUUCAGUGUCCUGUCUGAGGGAACUAUUGAUCCUACAGAAAAGACAACAGAAGCUUCUGCUGCACCGACUGAUCAGACAAGCAUCCCUCAAGCCAAGUACACGUGUUGGCUCAAUGAAUACGGUCAACAGAAAAGGUCUGAUAUCAGGGCUGUGGAGUCAACGAGACUGGGACCAACCGGUGCUACUCAAUGCUGUAGGUUUGUGGUUGGUGAUAAGGAGUAUCCAGCGGCCACUGGGAGAACAAAGAAGGACGCUAAGGAGGAAGCAGCCAAGCUCGUAUAUCACGAGAUAUGUGGCGGUAAUACUACAGAGACUAGAGUGGAGAAAUCCAGUGGCACAUCAAGCCAAAAAAAAGAAGAAUCAAAUCGAAAUGUUUCGGACAUCUGCAAUCAGAUGAAGAGCUUGAGUGUAAUCACCAAAGACAGCAAGUUGUCUCUUUUGUCGGCUGUGUCCAAUGAAGGUCUGUCCUCGAGCACACCGGAGUCCAACAAUGCAAAAUCGAAAAGAGUGCCGAUGGCUUCAAGUGACUCUGCGGUUUUCACCAAUUCAUCAAAUCAGGAUCAGAUUAAAAGUCCUGACGUGAAGCCCAAAAUAAGAAUUGCAGCAAAUUUCGCAAAUGCCUGCAGAAACAGCAAAGAGGAUGAAAUGCCCAAUUUCAGGGACAAGAACCCAGAAAGUAGUCCAAGUAAGAAAAUAACAACCCAGUCAAGGUUUACAACUGAAUAUGACUCCAUGGUGAGCCUCGGCAAAGGAACCUUUGGUCGUGUUUUUAGGGCAAAACAAAAACUACUGAAGAAGUAUUAUGCUGUAAAGAUUGUCCGUUGCAAAGAGUCAGUCAAGAUCAAAAAAGCUCUACGAGAGGUGAUGGCAUUAUCAGACCUCCAUCACUGCAAUAUUGUUCGAUACUACUCAUGUUGGUUGGAGGACUCUGGGUACCAAUGGGACAGUGGAGAUGACAGUUCCAGCAGUUCACAGUCGACUGACAAUACAUCUGUAAAGUACCUGUAUAUUCAGAUGGAGCUGUGUGACACCAAAACACUGAGAGUGUGGAUAGACGAGAAGAAUACUCAGAAUGUGAAGAAAUCUCUACGAGACUCCAAGAGAAGAGAAGAAAGUCUAACUAUUGCUCAGCAAAUAGUCAGUGCAGUCGAGUACUUUCACUCGAAGAUGCUCAUCCACAGAGACCUGAAGCCUGCCAACAUCCUGUUCGGGCAAGAUGGGGAAGUCAAGAUCGGAGACUUUGGUCUGGUUACUGAGGAAAAUAACGUAGAUGCUGAGAACCUCUUGGAGAGAACGGUGUACAAAGGAACCCCAAGUUACAUGGCGCCAGAGCAAAGGAGCAGGAGCAUUUAUGAUCGAAAAGUGGACAUAUUUGCUUUGGGGUUGGUAUAUUUUGAACUCCUUUGGAACAUCUUUACCGGCCCGGAAAAGAAAGCGAUUUGGGAAGACGCCAGAAUCCAGCAAUUCCCUGAGGGAUUUCAACACAAUUUUCCCCUGGAGAUCACAAUCAUUAAGUCAAUGCUGUGUCAAAAGUCAGAAGAUCGCCCUGAAGCAAGUAAACUAAAGCAGGACUUGGAAAAGUGCUCUCAGACAAUUACAAUGCUUAAAGAUGCACGACGCCUCAGUCGGACUGUCUGAGUCUUACAAGGAAAUACUGAAACAACAGGUAACGGCAUUAGUCAUCACAAGCGUGACUAUUAAUUCAGCAUUGUAUUCCAGUGUUUUUUUAUUUGCAAGUUUUUUUUAUUGCUAAGGGGAGUGUCUCUUUAACUGUUGAUCUGAUGUAACAAAAUGGAUCAAAAAGUAACAAAAUCAAAUGUAUCACAAUAAUGGAACUGGUUUUAUAAACAGGAUUGAGUUGUACCGUGUCAAAUCAGAUCAGAAUGUUUGUAUAAUUAUUUUUAUUUUUUUUCCAUGUAAAUGCUGUUCGAGACCAAAACAUUGCAUAGCAGUUAAAGCCAUUUUUAGGGUUCAAUAUCUUCAGAAAUGUAACCCCUGGAGCCAUUAAAAAAUUGGUAGUGGCACAGACAAAAUUGAUAUUUUUCAUCACUGACCUUUAAAAAUGGAAAAAGUACAAAAUGGGUAGUUUUGGGAGCCCAGGAAGUUCCUUAAAGUAUAUAUAAAUGGACAUUCCCAUUCUUCUAAUUAGUUAUACAGUAUUUUAUUGAUGUUUUGCCAAAUUUCAAAGUCUCUAAAAUCAUCAAAAUCGAGAAAUGGCAAGAAUGGCGAUGUGGACUUAUUCCUAGGACCAUAAAAAAGUAUGUGAAAAGGGCUUCUACAUGUGGCCAUGUUGUCUUCAGUACCAGUCUGAGCAGUCAAGCUGCUAUUGUUUUCAGCUUGUGAGUAUGUGUGUGAGUCAUCGUGGCAUAAUGUGGUCUUACUGUAGCAGGAACCACCACAAAAGAAGUAUUGAUUACUUUACUGGGUGGUAACAUUUCUGUCUGUGGACAGAUUUUGCGACCACGAUAGGGUGGCAACUUUGAAAUAUGCAGUCAAGGGCCCUCCACAUGUAACUCCCUUGGCUCAAUCUGGUGUCGGCUGGUGUGAGUGAUCCCAUCAAAAGGCUCAUUAUGCCCAAUUGGGUAUAAUGAGCCCUUCAUGAACUAAAAAAGAAAACUAUGACCUAUGGUACAUCUGAUUAUGGCAUCAGGAGCAGGGUUGGGACAUGUAAUUAUUAUUUUGUCGUUGGAUAUACAAGUGAGAUGCCAUGUGUUUCAUGACACAUUUACUUGUAACUUUACACAUGUCCACAUUUUCACAAUAUGUCUAUGGUCCUAGGAAUGAGUCUACAUUGCAAUUUUGAUAUCUCAAAAAGGCAACAAAUUGCAACCUUGGGUGGUCAUACUUGCCAUAUCUUCGAUUCUGUUGAUGUUUGAGCCCGUAAAAUUUGGUAUAACAUCAAUUAAAGACUGUAUUUCUAACGAGAAGUAUGGACAUUUCUAUAUAUACAGUAUAUACUUAGGGGGCUACCUGGGGCAUGUUUUUUUUUCCAUUUUCAAAGGCCAGUAAUGAAAGAUACGUCAUCUACAUCUGCCUUUCAGUCAUUUGGUUCUUGUGUACAUGGUUUUGUCUGUGUGCUGUCCAAAGAUAUAGCAUCCUAAAAAAGGCUCCAUGCCUAAGUGGUGUUUUAAUUAUUUUUAGGGGGGGAAACAUGACAACAUUCCCAGGAGAAAAAAAAAACAUUUUAUUCAAUUUCUCCCAACAUAUUUUAACAAAUGUAAUUAGUUUUGGUCUCAAAUAGAAUAUAUAUAUAUAUAUAUAUAUAUAUAUAUAUAUAUAUAUAUAUAUAUAUUUAUGGUUUGAACAAAAUGUAUACAUGUAAAACCAUGGAAUGACCCCAAUGCAACAUUAUUCACUUUUAAUAUUCAAUCAUGUCCUGGGUAAUUACUUUGACAACUGAUACUGAAAUAAUGCAUUCUAUGCUGUCAAUGGAUACAUGUGUGCUAAGUGAUGCCAGAUUACACCAUUUGCUUUAUAAUGAAUAGGGAAAUAAAACAUUGACAACUAG